AUGGUCGAGUCUCGCACUCGCGCGCUUUCCGCUCGUGGCCUCUGUAGUAUCGCAGUCAUUGCCGUCAUCUUCGUUGUCUUGCUAUUCCCCCGUCACCGUUCCGAUCCGCAAUGGGCCAACGUAGGCCACGCGUGGGGAGUCGACUGGUCAGCGUUAAAUGCUCGCGGAACGUGCCACGUGGACUUGGCGCAGUGCCACUCGGAGGCUACGUACUGGGAGAAUGUCCAACGGCGGAGCGAGAAGCUGAAGGGCGUGCUGCAGCCGUUGGACCUGGGCACGCGCGGCACGAAGCUCUUCAUCGUCAACCCCAUGUACGCCUGCCCCUUCGAGGAGCGCCUCGGGGACUGGGGCGACGGCGGCAAGUGGACGUGCAUGAUUCCGGGGAUCUUCCAGCGCAACACCACGGUCUACAGCAUUGGCAGCCGGGGCUCAUACGACUUCGAGGAGCAGUUCGCGAGGGCGCACGCGGGCGCCAUCUUCACGUUCGACCCCUUCCUGAAGCCGGCGGUGGAGGAGCAGAUGCGCGACCUGCCCUUCCUGAGCUUCCGCGCCAUCGGGCUGUCCGGCGAGGCGGAUCUGCAGACGUACCGCCGCAAGAACCCCAUGAAGCUCUUUGUGACGCUGGCGCGCCUGCUGGCGCUGAUGAACCACACGUACGUGGACGUGUUCAAGAUCGACUGUGAGGGCUGCGAGCUGGAAGUCAUCAAGGACAUGACUGCUUCGUAUGGCUCCCAGCCCGCCAAGCUCGCCAUCCAUGGCGGUGCGCUGCCGUUUGGGCAGAUCCUCAUGGAGUUCCACCACCUGCACAAGCCAGCACUUCUUCUCCCUGCCCUGUAUGCACUGGAGAAUCUUGGGUAUCGCAUGUUCCAUGCGGAGUUCAAUGCAAUCUGCCUCAACUGCGUGGAAAUCAGCUUCAUCCAUGAAGGGCUUCAAGCGCAACCGAAUUUUUACCAAUCCCCGUCCCUUGCAGCCAAAUGCGACUACACGGCGGGCAGGUGGAUAUACGCCGCGGAUCUCCCGCACUACUCUGGCAACCCCGCCAAGACGAAUUUCUGCCCGUUCAUCAGGUCGUCGUACAACUGCGAGCGCAACGGGCGGCCGGACUCGCUGUACAGGCAGCUGAAAUGGAAGGCCAAGGGGUGCGACAUGGAAUACUUCGACGCCGACGGAUUUGCCAAGAUGAUGAAAAACAAGCGCAUGCUACUGGUGGGCGAUUCCAUUAUGGGCAAUCUGUACGAGUCGCUGCUGUGCUCCAUUUACACGGGCGGACACGAGGCGGAGGUACGGGGAGGGAGGGGGGAAGCGGGAAUGGGGGAAGAUGAGGCAUGGGCGAGCGCAACACUAUCGCCCCUCGUUUCUCUCACCCAUUCUCCUCUCCUUGCCCUCGUGCCCCAUUCCUCUUCACCGCUCCCCGACCACUCACUCUUUCCUUUCUUCCCUCCGGACCCCUCCGCACUCCCCCGUAACCCCUCCGACCCACAGAGAGGCCACAAGCCGCUGAACAGCGUAAAGGCGAUUUUCUUCCCGACGUUCAACUUCAGCGUCGCCUACUACUUCUCGCCCUACCUCAUGGAUGCGUUCCAGCAGCAGGCCAACGGCGCCAAGCGCGGCGGCGCGCACGGUUACGUCGUGAACGUGACGUCAGUGCACCCCGUUGUGGUGCGCCUGCUGCCCAUGUAUGACGUGGCGGUCUUUUCGUCCGGCACCUGGUGGCUGCAGAACGUUCCGGGAAGGAAGCAGCCGAAUACUUUUAUGGUGAACGGGGUGGUGCAGCAGAACAUUACGAAUAUCGAGGCGCUUAAAACGGGGUUAAAAACCCUCGCGAAUCACGUGAAGCAGUCGAAUUUCUCGGGAAUCCCGUUCUUCCUGACCUUCAAUCCCAAGCACGGCCCCGUUAUGCGCACAGCACGGGGGGAUGGGGCGUGCGGCGCAGUGCAACCCAUCGGUCCGAAGGGCGCGUUCAAAUG
This is a messenger RNA of Closterium sp. NIES-65, 1967 nucleotides long. Lineage: Eukaryota; Viridiplantae; Streptophyta; Zygnematophyceae; Desmidiales; Closteriaceae. The record is from the annotation of a GenBank genome assembly.